Messenger RNA from Eubalaena glacialis (North Atlantic right whale), 2322 nucleotides. RefSeq names its product NUT family member 2G-like. The transcript is spliced from 7 exons. The record is from RefSeq and is a predicted model, not a curated record. The coding region runs from base 1 to 2322 and encodes 773 amino acids. NCBI's taxonomy places the organism in Eukaryota, Metazoa, Chordata, Mammalia, Artiodactyla, Balaenidae.
AUGUCCACCCAGUUCCAGGUCUUGGGAGACAGCCUAAAGCCUCAGUCCCACGUGCCCAUUCUCCUCCUCCAUUCACUCCUUUCCUUUGCCUCAACAGCAUCUCCAGUGCUGGGAACGGAUGUGACCAUGAACCCCGGUGCCUCCUUGUCUGCUUUCACGGCAGUGCCCUUCCCUCCACCCAUUCCUGGCGCCCAGCACCGGCCACCCUGGCAGCAGCACUUGCCAUGUCCCAUCACCCCAGCAUUCCCUCCUGGAAGCAGCCUGCUGCUGCCAGCUUUCCCCAGGACGCCUUUGGUGGCUAAUGGUGGCCGUGGCCCCAGUGCCCCUGGGGCUUGCAACCUCACUGUCCAAGUCAGGUCACAAGGGAGGCCAGUGGAGGCCCCCCAGACUCAGACCUUUGUCGUUACUCAGGGCCCCCUCAACUGGAGCGCUCCAGGGGCCCUCAGCAGGAGUGCUGCAUGUCCUGCACCCGUAUUCUUAGCAACCCCUGUGAUGGAGACCGUUGUGACUGCUCCAGCUGUUGGAGUUAGUCAGGCUGGCAAGGGAGGCUGGACCGCAGGCUUUCCUCCUCAAGCUCCACCACCAGCUGCCCAGCUGGCCCCUAUCAUUCGCCCAGUGAACUCUGGGCCAUGGCCACAUGGCACUUCCAGGGAGGGCCGCCUGGCCACCAACCAGUCCAACGCCUCGCAGGAUGGCUCCUCUAACCCCCAGAGCGUGUACAGUAACUUCCGACGUUGGCAGCACAUCAAGCCCCUGGCCCGGAGACACUUUCGCCUGAGUCCUGAUGCAGAAGCUUUCUCCUGCUUUCUCAUCCCAGUGCUUCGAUCCCUGGCCCGCCUGAAGCCCACCAUGACGCAGGAGGAGGGACUGUGGAGGGCCGUGCAGGAAUGGCGGCGCAAAAGCAACUUUGACCGGAUGAUCUACUACAAGAUGGCAGAAAAGUUCAUGGAAUUUGCGGCCGAGGAGGAGAUGCAGAUUCAGAAUUUGCAGUGGAUGCAGCGCGCGCAGGACCUGCCUCCUCCAGCCUCAACGAAGCUGGAUCCUCGGGGGCCCCCAGCCCCGAAAGUGGGCCUUCAGCCAGGCACCCAGCUUCCCACUGGAGUUGAAGGCACAGCCUGUGCUCCCAGGAUGUCCGGCCCCAGGGCCCAGCCCUCGCACCCGAAGCCACACAGAUCCCAGCGGACCCCGGAGCCCAAGACACCCAAGGAGAUUCCCCCUGAGGCUGUGAGGGAGUAUGUGGACAUCAUGGAGGCGCUGGUGGGGCCCGUCCACUCAGCCACAGGCGAGUCACAUGCAGAAUGUGGAGAGGAUGGAAAUGAGCUGAAGCAGGAAGAGGACGACACCUACUCGGACCCGGGUCUCUUGAGCUACAUUGACGAGCUGUGUUCCCAGGAGGACUUUGUCACCAUGGUGGAGGCAGUCAUUCACCCUCGAUUCCUGGCAGAAUUGCUUUCCCCAGACCCACAGCUGGAUCUCUUGGCCCUUGCUGAGGAGCUGAAGCAGGAGGAAGGACUCACCCCUGAAGAACUGGUGCAGAAACGACUCCUGGCCUUGAAAGAGGACGAGGGUUGGCCGGCAGCCCCGAGCCACAGUGCACCGGGAACGGGCUCAAGUCCUUCUGAGUCCCACGCCGGCCAAGGUGCCCAGAGGCACGACCAAGACCGCCAUCUAGGGGUCAGUGAUGAAGCCUGCCCACCAGGGAUUGAUUUUGAGGCUCUUCAUAGGCCCAUCCGAACAGACACUGGCCUGUUCGGGCCCAAAGUCUUUGUUCCCUCUCGAGGAAGUCAGGAGGUCUCUCCAUUCCGGGCCGGACGGCCCUCCCCUCCCCAGGGUCAAAGGCGCACUGGCCCUCUACUGGGACCCAGGGAUGCGUCUGUUCUCAGAGAGGCCUCUCAUGUUCGGGAGGCCCGAGGGCCCAGGGACACGUCCAGUGAGGAUGAGGAGGAGCUCCCCAGCCUGGCCUUCCUCUUGGCCUCUCCGCAGAGCCUGCUGCCUUGCGGGCUGUCCCAGAGUCCUGCCCCUGCCUCAGGCCUGGCCUCCCCUGGAGGUUGGGGGGCCCAGAGUGCUCCCCAGGCCCCCUCCCCUCAGAGAAGAGGCCUCAGCCCAGCUCCACCAGCCGCUCCCAAGUCGAGGAAGCGGGCUCUGUGUGGGCGCCCAGCCGCUGCUGAGAAGCCGCCCAUCCCCGGGGCUGGCCACGGGGUCUCUGCGAGGCCAGCCUUGGCUCUGGGGCUGGCUCGCCCCUCACAGCCGAGAAAGAGAAAGCGUGACCCGUUUGUCACAGGGAAGAGGAGGAAGAUGAAGAGGAAGCACUGCAGCCAGUAG